UCCAAUACGUCAGAUGGCAACAUCAAAAAGAUCCAAUUAAUCCAAAAUUGCGCAGCCCGAUUAAUUACAGGGGUGCACAAGUAUGAUCAUAUAUCACGGACAUUAAACGCGUUAGGAUGGUUGUCAACCAAAGAACAUCUAUUGUACAGAGAUGCGUUAUUGACAUUUAAAUGUAUGAAUGACAAAGCUCCACAGUAUUUAUGUGAUAAUUUUGAACUACGAAACAGAAUUCAUAACCGAGAUACUAGAAGAAAUGGAGACCUGGAUAUUCCAAAAUAUACGACAUCGAUCGGGCAAAGAUCGUUCAAAUACCGAGGGACUAAGAUAUGGAAUGGUCUAGAUACAGAGCUGAAAUCAAUUAGUGAUUUGAACAAUUUUAAGACGAAACAUAAGACAAUUCUUAUUGAGAAGCGAUGUCCUUCUUUUUAA
Paramuricea clavata is the source of this 429-nucleotide messenger RNA. NCBI's taxonomy places the organism in Eukaryota, Metazoa, Cnidaria, Anthozoa, Malacalcyonacea, Plexauridae. The record is from the annotation of a GenBank genome assembly.